This is a messenger RNA of Acanthamoeba castellanii str. Neff, 783 nucleotides long. Its product is annotated as 2oxoglutarate and iron-dependent oxygenase domain containing protein 2, putative. Gene Ontology annotation, molecular function: iron ion binding; oxidoreductase activity, acting on paired donors, with incorporation or reduction of molecular oxygen; L-ascorbic acid binding. The coding region runs from base 1 to 783 and encodes 260 amino acids. Lineage: Eukaryota; Discosea; Longamoebia; Acanthamoebidae. The transcript is spliced from 8 exons. The record is from RefSeq and is a predicted model, not a curated record.
AUGGAAGCAAUACCUACGGCAGCACCAGCCACCUACAGCUAUCGACAGAGGCGACAAGAAGCGGUGGCAGCCUCGGGGCAUCGCCUGCUCCACCCCUCGCUCGCCCACCUCCGUCCAGUAGAGCACCUGGUGCCGGGGCUGCGGCGGCUGGUCGCGGAUGAUAGUACGCCCCAGGAGGGGAGGGACGGUGGUGCUGCUCUCGCGGAGGACCACUGGACAGAGGGCGUGGAGCUGCUCCACCAGUGGCGCGACCUGCACCGUCUGCGUCUGUUCAGCGACGCCUUCUCGCGCCAGCUGAUCGAGGAGGUGGAGCACUACCUGAACUCGCCGGCGCCGAAGACCAGCGAGAUCGUGCUCGAGGAAUGCAUGCGGGGCCUCGUGGACCGGGUGCUGGGUCCGUUGGUGGCUCGGCUCUAUCCCGACGUGGCCGCCGGCUUGAACUACCAUCACUCCUUCAUCAUCAGGAACUCGUGGUGGGAGAGCGACGACUUCCAGCUGUGGCGAUACGUGGACGAAGAGAGCGGCGAGCCGACCAGCAGGCAUGUGGACGACAGCGUGGUCACCUUCAACAUUUGCCUGGGCGUAGGCGAUUUUGGGGGUUGUGAGCUCCGAUUCUAUGGCCACAACAAGAGCGAGGACUACCGACGAGAUCGCUACUUUGAGUAUGAGCAGGUGCCUGGUGUGGGAGUGAUACACCUGGGCAGCAAUGAACACGAGGUCCUGCCCAUGACAUCACCCGGCAAGCGCUACAACCUGAUCAUCUGGCUCUCUCCACGAAGGUGA